Molecule: messenger RNA, 1202 nt
Organism: Aedes albopictus (Asian tiger mosquito)
Lineage: Eukaryota; Metazoa; Arthropoda; Insecta; Diptera; Culicidae
Exons: 1
Coding region: 61-1083 (340 amino acids)
Molecular function (GO): nucleic acid binding; zinc ion binding
Source: RefSeq, a predicted model, not a curated record
UGUUUUUUUUUCGUUGGUUCCCUCUGCUGCAGAUACCAGAGGCGUCAAUUGUCCAACAAAAUGAGUGGAGGAGUGAUUGAAAACUCAGUCAAAUUUUGUUUCCCCCUGUCCGCACCGCGGCCGACAUGGGCGGAAAUUGCAGCAUUUCUCAAGAGUUUGGAUUCAAGUGUGACAGACAUGGAAGCUGUCUACAAGAUGGGAGAUGACAGAAGCCUACGGAUCAAGUUCAGGAACGCAGCAGCAAUGGAGGACGCCCUGCAUAAAAACGAUGGAGUACUGAAAUUUAAGUAUGUCAACGGCAAAUCUGUCGAUGUCCGGAUGCUGCCAGCUGGAGUCAAUAUUCAGUAUGUACGGAUCUUCGAUGUUCCGCCGGAAGUGACUGACGAUGACCUGUUGGCGGUCAUAAGCAAAUUUGGAAAGGUUCAACGUCUGGUUCGGGAAAAGUUUCCGCCAGAACUAGGUUUGGAUCACUUGUUUACUGGCGUACGGGGAUUGUUUAUGGAAGUCGAGGAAAAUAUUCCUCCAACACUGGACGUACUUAACUGGAAAGCGAUAGUUUUUUAUGAGGAGCUCAGAAACAAGUGCUUUUUGUGUCAUUCAGAGGGUCAUCGGAAGAAUACCUGCCCACAACGAGAAACCCAACAAGGAAAACGGAGGACAACGGUAGCGGAAAGGGUGGCGUGCACCUACGCACAAGUCGUGGCUGAUGCUGGUGCAGCAUCUGAGGAACAGAAAGCGGAAGAACAACCCGAAGUAGAAGAACAGAAAGGAUGCAAAAAUGUGAAUGAACCUGUGUACAAAAGUGAGUACGAGCGGAAUUUAGCGGAAAAUUGGGCAAAGUACGAAGCAGAGAAACGGAAGCGACAGGAGGAGUAUAGAAAGAACGAAAAGUCGAUGCAGCGACGGUACAAAGAAGGGCUACAAGCAAAAGAAAAGGCACAAAUGGAGCACUGGGAGAAGUGUGAAGCGGAAAGGAAGAGCAGACAGGAGAAAUACAGGCGAGAUUUAUCACGACAGCGAGAAGCUCAAUCAGUGGUCGAGCAGGUACAGUCGCCACCUAAGAAGAGCUCUCGCAAGCAGUAGUUUAUAAGUUCUGAUUUUGUUUUCAUUAAUUUAUUGUACUUUUUUUUGUAACAAUGCAAUUGGUUUUCGGCUCUGUUAUGCUUUAUAGCGCUUGAGCCUAUCAAAUAAAUGAAAGGAAA